Molecule: messenger RNA, 2658 nt
Organism: Cynara cardunculus var. scolymus (artichoke)
Lineage: Eukaryota; Viridiplantae; Streptophyta; Magnoliopsida; Asterales; Asteraceae
Product: 1,4-alpha-glucan-branching enzyme 1, chloroplastic/amyloplastic-like
Exons: 14
Coding region: 1-2505 (834 amino acids)
Biological process (GO): glycogen biosynthetic process
Cellular component (GO): cytoplasm
Molecular function (GO): 1,4-alpha-glucan branching enzyme activity; hydrolase activity, hydrolyzing O-glycosyl compounds; cation binding
Source: RefSeq, a predicted model, not a curated record
AUGUAUGGUUCUUUGGGUUUUGUUCCUAAAGCUGAUCUUGGGUUCUUAACACAAUUCUCCAGUAAAGAUUCUUCACUGGCUACAGGAAGCAACUUGUUUAUCGUUCCACAUCAGCUUACAAAAUUUAGGUUGGGACCCGCAAAACUGCCGUUCGUUUCAAGAUUAUUUCGUACGACAAGAUUAUUAUCAACUCAAACAAGGGCAAAUCAUGAUUCCACCAUCCCUGCCGUUGUGACAGAUGACGACCUUUCAGCAACGAUGAGAAUCAAAGCAAACGCAAAAAAGUUACGAAUUUUGGAGCUCGAUCCUGGCUUAGGACCGUACAAAGAUCAAUUUGAAUAUAGAAUGAAGAGAUUUGCUGAACAGAAAACACUUAUUGAUCAACAUGAAGGAAGUCUUGAAGAAUUCGCAAAAGGUUAUUUGAAGUUCGGGCUUAAUAGAGAAGAAGGGAGCAUCGUCUAUCGUGAAUGGGCACCAGCUGCCGAGGAAGCACAACUAAUUGGAGAUUUUAACGGGUGGGAUGGAUCCAACCACAAGAUGGAAAGAAAUCAGUUCGGAGUAUGGCACAUCAAGAUUCCCGAUGUCGAUGGGAAUUCAGCUAUUCCUCAUAAUUCAAGGGUAAAGUUCAGAUUCAAGCACAAUGAUGGAGUUUGGGUUGACCGGCUCCCAGCUUGGAUAAAGUAUGCCACUGUUGACUCUACUAGAUUUGCUUCCCCUUACGAUGGCGUUAACUGGGACCCACCGGCUUCAGAAAGGUAUGAAUUUUCGUACCCCCGUCCACCAAAACCCGAGGCACCACGAAUAUACGAGGCUCAUGUCGGGAUGAGUGGUUCAGAACCUCGAGUGAAUUCAUACCGAGAGUUUGCGGACAAUGUUUUACCUCGGAUUUGGGCAAACAACUAUAACACGGUCCAACUGAUGGCCAUAAUGGAACAUGCUUAUUACGGAUCAUUCGGCUAUCAUGUUACGAACUUUUUUGCCGUGAGUAGUAGAUCAGGAACACCUGAAGACCUCAAAUAUUUAAUUGAUAAAGCACAUAGUUUAGGUUUACGGGUUUUGAUGGAUGUUGUUCAUAGCCAUGUAAGUAGCAAUAUCACCGAUGGGCUCAACGGAUAUGAUGUUGGCCAAGCCACACAAGAUUCUUAUUUCCAUACCGGGGAACGGGGCUACCAUACGUUAUGGGAUAGCAGGCUUUUCAAUUACUCGAACUGGGAGGUUCUUCGUUUCCUUUUAUCAAACUUGAGGUGGUGGCUCGAGGAGUUCAAGUUUGACGGGUUUCGGUUUGAUGGGAUAACUUCCAUGUUAUAUCAUCACCACGGAAUCAACAUUGCCUUUACGGGGGACUACCAUGAGUACUUUAGUGAAUCAACCGAUGUUGAUGCAGUAGUUUAUAUGAUGCUUGCAAAUGAUUUGAUUCAUUCGUUGUUGCCGGAUGCAACAGUGAUUGCGGAGGAUGUUUCCGGAAUGCCCGGUCUUUGUAGGCCCGUGGAUGAGGGUGGGAUCGGGUUUGAUUUUCGGUUAGCUAUGGCUAUUCCCGAUAAAUGGAUUGACUACUUGAAGAACAAAAACGAUGAUGAGUGGUCAAUGACCGAUAUAUCAAGGAGUUUAACUAAUCGACGAUACACCGAGAAAUGUGUUGCUUAUGCCGAGAGUCAUGACCAGUCGAUUGUUGGAGACAAAACAAUUGCAUUUUUCCUUAUGGAUGAUGAAAUGUAUUCCGGGAUGUCUUGUUUGAUGGACGCUUCACCAACUAUCGAUCGUGGGAUAGCACUUCACAAGAUGAUUCAUUUUAUAACGAUGGCAUUGGGUGGAGAAGGUUACCUUAAUUUCAUGGGAAAUGAGUUUGGCCAUCCCGAGUGGAUUGAUUUCCCUAGAUUAGGCAAUGACUGGAGCUACGAGAAGUGCAGACGCCAAUGGGAACUUGUCGACACGCAACACUUAAGAUACAAGUUUAUGAACGCUUUCGAUAGAGCUAUGAACUUGCUCGAUGAUAAGUUUUCCUUCCUCACAUCGGCCAAACAGAUAGUGAGCAGCACAGACGAAGACGGCAAGGUUAUUGUGUUUGAACGGGGAGAUCUAGUGUUCGUUUUCAAUUUCCACCCCGAUAAGACAUAUGAUGGGUACAAGGUUGGUUGCGAUUUACCGGGGAAAUAUAGAGUUGCUCUCGAUAGUGAUUCUUGGGAAUUCGGUGGGCACGGAAGAGUUGGUCAUGAUGUCGACCAUUUCACUUCGCCUGAAGGAAUACCGGGAGUCCCGGAAACGAACUUCAACAACCGUCCGAACUCGUUCAAAGUUCUCUCGCCACCACGGACUUGUGUGGUUUAUUAUCGAGUUGAAGAAGACAGUCCAAACAACACCAUAGACGAAGCCUCACUUGAAGUCGAGGAUAAAGAUUUCGAAGACGCCGAGAAUUUCCAAGAAGCAACUUGUUUCAUCGAAAGUGAAGUUGCAACUUUAAAAACACCCGAGGAAGAAGAAGACGACGGCGACAUGAGAUUUAUUUGAUCAUUAUCGUUGCUUUUGGAGAAUACGAUGAACCGUUUGUAUUAUAUUACCGCUUUCGUUAUUUAACUUCUUUUACGUACAUGUCAAACCAGAACAAACCAUUUACGCUCCAACAUAUGUAACGAUCCUAUUAAAUAAUCAUAAAUAUUUUGA